AUGGAUCUUCUGUGGAACGCUUAUUCGAAUGCCUCAGACGACGAAGAAGAACAACCCAAACGACAGAGACUAUCACUCUCUUCCACUGAUCCACCAAAACGACACCUUCCUUCGCCUUCUCCUUCUUUAUUCGACCUCCAAUCGCAACCUCCCAUUCCAGGAAGUUACAUUUCAAAACGACAACGCGCUUUGAUGGGUUCCACCCCUGCCCCUCUUCCUGACCCCGUUCCUGUUCCGUCUCCGUUCACGCUAUCUGUGAUUGGUGCUAGAUUUUGGUGGAGUUUGGAAGAAAGCUCUGCAGAGCAGCGGCAAGGGCUUGCAUUUGCAGGGCGCAUGAACGAACAGCCUACGGAUAACACGGUCUUCUGCCCCAUAAUUGAAAUAGCAGCAGCAAAGAUUAUGAAUGGCCUGAAGCGUGAUGCAACUCCUGUUCCAGGAAGCAAGACCAUCCUGCCAUACGCUGUGGAGGCGUGGCAGUGGUGCUAUUAA
Messenger RNA from Sphenostylis stenocarpa, 489 nucleotides. The record is from the annotation of a GenBank genome assembly. Lineage: Eukaryota; Viridiplantae; Streptophyta; Magnoliopsida; Fabales; Fabaceae.